AUCGGGGGCAGAGGGCAGGGAGAUGCAGCGCGAGGACUGCGGAGAGUGUGAGUGGACGGAGCAGGGAAGAGAGAAGGCGAGGAGAGAGGGGAGCGCGCGCGGCUCGGGAUUAACGACCCCCACAGUGUCCUAAUGGAGGAGUACUGCACGGCGCUGCCCGCGCGCUGACUCCGCUCGCUUCGGGAGCGCUGGGGAAGAGAAGGUGGCACUGAGUGCAGACGGGUGUGUGUUCAGUGUUAGUGUGGGGAACGGGAAGCCGACGGUUUCGGUGUGUGACGUUCACGCGCGCGCGUUUGGAGACCACCGACCAUGGACACACCGGCACAGGGCGCAGCGCGCCGGACACGGACUCGCUUACCGAGCAAAAUAGGCACUUUUUACGCGAUCGCUAUCAUGUGCACGAAAGUGCUGUGUGUGCAGGCCUCGUCUCUGCACUUCUCCAAAGAGCCCAAGUCUCAGGAUGCUUCACACGGCCGCAGUGCGAUGCUGCGCUGUGAGGUCAGUGAGGCCGCGGGGGUGAGUUACUCUUGGCUGCAGGACGGUCAGACCGUGCUGGACUCUGAGCGCCGCUUCCUGGAAGGCAGCAACCUCAAGUUUACUGCGGUGGACCGGCACCUGGACACGGGCAACUUCCAGUGUGUGGCCACCAACGUGGCCAGUGGAGAAGUAGCCACCUCUGCCAACGCCUCCUUCAACAUCAAAUGGCUGGAAAGUGGGCCGGUCACUCUGAAGGAACCCGCCUCCAUACAGGAGAUAGAUGGUGCUGAACAAAUCGUUUUACAGUGCCAGAUAGAUGGACACCCAAGGCCGAACAGUAAGUGGUAUAAAGAUGGAACGGCGCUGAGCGGUAAAGAGAAAACCUUAACUCUGAAGAAUCCAGUCCCUGGAGACUCGGGCACUUACAGCUGCUGCGCUCGCAACGGAGCACUUCAGAUCUGCAGCAACACCAACCUUACCCUCAGCAUUAUAGAUAAGACGAUUCCUCGGCUGGUUGUGGCUCCAGAGGAUCAGGUGGUGUUGAGAAAUGAAGAGGCUGUGUUCCACUGCCAAUUCUCGGCCAAACCUCCACCUGUCAUACAGUGGCUCCAUGAGGACGAACCUGUGAUUAACAAAACACGGGUGAUAGUGUAUAAUAACGGCACUCUGAGGAUUAUCCAGGUGAAGAAUCGGAGCACAGGCCGGUACAGGUGCGUGGCCCACUAUGGAGAAGAUAAGCAGGUGGAUGCAGGAGCCUCUCUGCACAUAGCGGAGAUAGGGGAAAUGGGAGGCAGGAUGUCCAAGUUUUUCUCUACAAACCUUUUGGAGAAGAUAACAUGUGAAGCCCCCCAGGGCCAUCCUGAGCCAGAGGUGUGGUGGGAGCGAGCAGGUCAGAGAGUGCCUUCUGAGGGCCGUGUCUACCACGAAGGUUUGAACCUCAUCUUCAGCCCCACUGAGGGUGGAGACUCCGGCACAUACAUCUGUGUGGCCCAAAACAAGGCGGGGAUGAGACGGCAGGAGGUCAACGUGAUAGUGACAGGUCCCCCAGAGUGGGCCACUAGGCCCCAUGACACCGCCAUGGAGGAGGGACAGCCUGGCUACCUGCACUGCCACGUCCAGUCCACACCCCCUGCCAAGGUCACAUGGUUCCGCAACGUUCAGGAGAUCAAUGAGGAGGACACACGGUUUAAGGUGUUUCCUAAUGGCACUUUGAGGAUAAACAGUGUGGAGGUGUAUGAUGGAGUGAUCUAUCGCUGCCAUUGCAGGGCUGUAGGAGGUCAACUUACUGCACAGGCCAGGGUCACUGUACUGGAGAAACUGAAGUUCACCCCGACUCCACAGCCGUCUCAGUGUCUGCAGCUGGACAGUGAGGCCAGUGUCCAGUGUUCUGCUACAGGCCGAGAGACGCCCACUAUACGCUGGACUAGAGCAGAUGGCAGUGCUGUAGGCUCUCAUGUGGAGCAGGUGAAUGGGGCUCUACACUUUCAGAAGGUGAUGAGGAGUGAUGCAGGGAAUUACACGUGUGUGGCCAGCAACAGCCUGCAGGGAGAAAUCCGAGCCUACAUCUCCCUCACUGUAGGAGUCUAUAUAGAGUUUAAACUGGAGCCAGAAUACACCACAGUGUACCAGGGACACACAGCCAUGCUGCACUGCCAGGCUACAGGAGACCCCCAGCCCUUCAUCCAGUGGAUGGUCAAAGACAAGGUUCUCUCUCUCAGCUCUGGCAGGUUCCAAAAGAUGCCUAAUGGUUCUCUGGUCAUCACUGAUGUCACUACUGAUGACACAGGAAAGUACACUUGUGUCGCUGGCAACAUCUGCAGCAUUAGAGAUCGAGUGGCACAACUCUAUGUUGUGGAGAAGCCAAAACACGUCAUUCCAGAUGACGAUGGGAAGACGCCAUAUAAAAUGAUCCAGACCAUCGGCCUGUCUGUGGGAGCUGCUGUUGCAUACAUCAUUGCUGUGCUGGGGUUCAUGUUCUACUGCAAGCAGAGACGCAAUGCCAAGAGACAGCAGAAGGGACAGGAUGGGGAGGAGCCGGAGAUGGAGUGCCUUAACGGGGACGCUGUGCAGCGGAAUGGGCGAACUACAGCUGAGAUCCAAGAGGAAGUUGCCCUUACUAAUCUGGGGACCAUGGCAACCACUGAAAAGCGACACAGCAACCCUGACAAGCUCCACUUUCCCAGAGCAGAUCUGCAGAACAUCACUACACUGGGUAAAGGAGAAUUUGGGGAGGUGUUCUUGGCUAAAGCUCGGGGGAUUGAGGAGGGGGAGGAGGAGACGGUGGUGCUGGUGAAGAGUCUGCAGAGCAGAGACGAGCUCUCGCAGACUGAGUUCAAACGUCAGGCUGAAAUGUUCAGUAAACUCAGUCACCCCAACAUCGUCCGCCUGCUGGGCCUGUGCAGAGACACGGACCCUCACUACAUCAUUCUGGAAUACGUAGACCUGGGUGAUCUCAAGCAGUUCUUGAGAAUAUCAAAAGGCAAAGAUGAGAAACUUAAACCACAGCCCAUCAGCACCAAAACAAAAAUAUCCAUCUGUGCUCAGGUGGCUGCGGGGAUGGAGCAUCUGUCCAACCAGCGCUUUGUCCAUAAAGACCUAGCAGCUCGAAACUGCCUGAUCAGCGGCCAGAGGCAGGUCAAAGUGUCUGCGCUCGGCCUGAGCAAGGACGUCUAUAACAGUGAGUAUUACCAUUACAGGCAGAAAUUGGUCCCGCUGCGCUGGCUCCCCGCUGAGUCUGUCGCUGAUGAUGACUUUUCUACCAAAUCUGAUGUGUGGGCUUUUGGAGUGCUGAUGUGGGAGGUGUUCAGCCACGGGGAGCUGCCCUACUCAACACUCAGCCAUGAGGAGGUUCUAGAAGGUCUUCAGGCUGGCACUCUGAAGCUUUCUGCUCCUGACGCCUGUUCUUCAAAAAUCUACAAACUGAUGAGCCGCUGCUGGGCUCCCAGCCCUAAGGAGAGGCCAUCAUUCAGCGAGCUGGUCCUGGCCCUGGGGGACAUUCCUCUGGACAGCAAGGUGUGAGGAGCACAUCUGCAACUCAUUCCACUCAAUAUGGUGGAGCCAAAUCUGUCCAUUUCUGCUCUGAUACAAUCACAGACUCACUCAGACUGGGUCCCACACAUUUCAGGGAGCAAGAGUGUGUGAGUGACAGACGGAGAAGUUGAUAUCAGGGCAAUUUGUCGGUAUUGGUUUGCGUCUGUAUGCGUGCGUGUGUGGGUGUGUGUGUGAGGACCCCAGAGAGUUUUAUUUGCCUUAACCGUGGCAUGAAAGGACACCCUGUUGCCCCUUCGAUGGCCUGUUUACGCUUAGAUCUUCGUUUUGCGUCUCUUCUACCCUGAGAUUCUUCCUCCUCUUCGUCUCUGGAGCCUCAGGCACUUCUAGGAGCUACCUCUACAAGGGGUACGACCUUUGACCUCAACUUUUCACCUCUGCCAGCGCAGGACAAUCCCAACACAUCAACGUCAGGGGUGGAAACCCACAAGCUGGCUUUAACCCAAAAGGCCAUUGACAAUGCUGGACUCAACAACAUGCUAAUAUUUGGCUCAAGGACUUGAAGUUGCUGUGCAUAUUUGUUAUGUUUUGGUUAUGUAUGUAAGUGUGUGUGUGUGUGUGUGUGUGUGUGUGUGUGUGUGUGUGUGUGUGUGUGUGUGCGCGUGUUUGCGUGUGCGUGUGUGUGUGUGUAUGUGCUCAUGCUUGAGUUUUGCAUUGGUAUAUACAUUACUGUGCAAAAGUCAGAAAACAUUUAUUUUAUUUUAUUUGUUUACUUUAUUCAGAGUCAAUAAGUGCAAGUUAUUCAUAAUUUAACAUCAGGAAAAGCAAAGCAGAUUUAUAUUUACAAUCAUACAGAAGCUCCAACCACUAAAUACAAUAUGACGUUUCAGUAUUUAGUAAAUCUGCUUUUAUUUUAUAUUCAAGUCAUGUCAAACAGUUUCAGUAAUAUUGAGGUCUGAACUUAGGUGUGCUCAGUCCACUAUUCUGUUUUUUUCUGUCUCAGUAUUAGAGCUUUUUAAAAAAAAAAUUCACACCAAGAUCUGAAAUUAGAGUGAAGCUUAAUAUUGUUCUCUCUACUACAACUGAGGAGUUAUAGCAUCAGUUUAUCUGAUGGGGACAGAGUUGGUAGUCCAGAAGAUCUUGCAUAUUUGUUAAGAGUCCUGUUUUAACAAUCGUAUUUCAAACUAACCUACACCUUUGCAACCAUUUGUAUUAUGGCAACACAUUUUUAAAUGCCUAGGAACUCCUCAGCAUCCCCUUGUUAACACCUUAGUAACCACUUUGCAACACCUGGACAACCAAUUUUAUCUUAUGUAUUAGUAGUGCUGCUGAGCUGCAGUCACACUUGCAGUUCAGGAAAUGCAUUUUCUAGUUUGUAUCUAAUUUCUGCCAAAUUGUCCAUCCAUCUUCAUCCUCUAUUUCUUACUUUGUGGUCAGGGUCAUGGUGGGUCUAGAGCCCAUUCUAAAUCUUUUGUUGCGAGGCAAGACAACCCCUAUAUUCAGAAAUGUCUCCCAAAAAAUUAAUAACUUGAAUCACCUAAACAUUGAGGCAGGGUGUGCACACUAAAUAUUAAAACAGUAUAUUUAGGUUAAGGCUUGAUUUCUGAUAAAUAUGUAUUCUUUUUUGUCUUGAGGUAUUAAAGUGACUCUUUAACGGACAUUUUGCCUGGAAAUUAAGUAAAGGAAGGAUGGUCUCUGACUUGUGCACAGUUCUGUAAAUCCAAUAGAGGUGUGUUAUGAAGGGUGAUGGCCUGUUACUUAGCUGUAAGCUCUGGACUCUCCGUCAGUGUCAGGUUAGCGAUUGAAAGAACAAAAAACAAAUUGAAAAAAGCCAGUGAAUACAUACUGAAUGUGGUUUGUGUGUUUGUUGCUGAAAGGAGAAUGAGAGGUUUUCUGAUUGUACUUAAUGAAUAUUUUUAAUAUUUACCUGUUUCUUUUUACCUUGAGGUGCUCAUAUGGGACAAUAAUAUUCCAAUGGAGAGAACUUGCAAUACAUCUUAUUGCCUAAACUCCUUAAGCCAUGAUAAACAAUGUAUUCGAGAUUUCUGCAUAGCGGCGUUUUAUAACCACAUCACUGUAAUUACAGUACUUGCUUGGCAAAGUCCUAGUUACACUCAUUAAUACAGAGACCGUGCACUAAUUUCACUUAAAAUGUCAUUUUAUAUAACGGCUUAUUAUUUUAAUGUAGAAGGUCGUACGAGAGCCUUCACUGGCGAUGAAGGUUCUGUCUUUUUUUAUACGUGUUUUUUUAAGGAAGGUACUCUGUGAUCCUUUUAUACAGAUGUAUGUAUUCAACCCAUUGUAACAUCUCAUUUUGCAGUUUGGGAAGUGUUGUAGGCUGUUGGACAUUUCAGUGGUCGCUACCAACUGUAAAGACCACAAGUGCCUAGGACAUGAAGGAAUAUUUACUGUUGUUUAUUUUACAUUUUAUUCGCAGUACAGUUGCCUUUUUGUUUUGUUUUAAUGAACGGUUUUAUAUGUAAUCUUUUCUUAUUAUGUUUAUUUUUUGUUUAUUUCUGUGAACAAAUACAUAGUCCAUGCCUUUUCAAGUACGUACAUGCUAGGCACUCACACCUAGAUUGCUUUUUUUGUUAUUAUAUUUAGCAAAGGUCACAAUAAACACAAUGUAUGCUGCUCUUAUUAAACGUUCACGUUUGUAAUGGCUGGCUUAA
This is a messenger RNA of Astyanax mexicanus (Mexican tetra), 6137 nucleotides long. RefSeq names its product protein tyrosine kinase 7b (gene ptk7b). NCBI's taxonomy places the organism in Eukaryota, Metazoa, Chordata, Actinopteri, Characiformes, Acestrorhamphidae. The record is from RefSeq and is a predicted model, not a curated record. The transcript is spliced from 20 exons. Gene Ontology annotation, cellular component: plasma membrane; neuronal cell body; axon. Gene Ontology annotation, molecular function: ATP binding; protein kinase activity; axon guidance receptor activity. Bases 310 to 3495 code for a protein of 1061 amino acids. Gene Ontology annotation, biological process: protein phosphorylation; synapse organization; homophilic cell-cell adhesion.